GGUUUCAUUUCCCGCUGAAAAUAUCCGGGGUCUUGUAAAUCGCCCGGUGUUUUCAGGCCCGUUUAAUUUGCGCAAAUUCAGUAUUUAAUCCUCAUUGUGGAAUUGCCAUGCCUUCCGUGGCUUUACAAGAGCCACUUUGCAGUGACGACAUCCAAGCAAAGUUGGAACUGCUGCAGCAAGACCUCUCUGAUGGUCAGUUGACCGAAAACGGAUACUUUAAGAAGAGAUGGGCAUUGAUCGCCCAUUUAGCUCCCUCGCCUCUUUCACUGAAAGUUGAGGCACUGCAGAGCCAAUUCGACACUUCAGAAAUAUCAGAGGAUGAUUAUGUCGCUAAAUUUCGGACAUUGAUGAAUACUAUUGAUGAAAGCAUCAUUUCAACAUUAAAUACUGACAUGAAAACAAGUUUAUCAGAUGAAGAAAUCACUACUACCUCCAUGGAAGAAACCAGCACUGUUGAUAAAGCUCUCAGAGUGCCAGAAAGUGAGGAUGACAUUGCCCAUUCAGAACAUGACGAUUCUCAGCAUUCCUCAGAUGAACAUGAAGAAAAUUCAUCAGAGGCAAAUCCAGUGGAAUCAGCCUUAGUCCAGUCAUUGGUUCGAAGGGGGAGAGGACGAGGAAGAGGUAGAGGUAGAGGACGAGGGAGACCAAGAGGACGAGGCAGACCUUCUUUGCAAUCGCAGGGAGAAUCUAGCCAGUUGUCAACAGAAGAUGACAUGGAACACCAUGAUUUGGAGAAAUCAGAGAACGAUUCUGAUGCUGAUUCCCCACAGCAAAAAGACAUGAGCGCCUCACGUGGAAGAGGUAGAGGGCGGGGGAGACCAAGAGGACGGGGCAGAUCUUCAUUGCCGUUGCUGGGAGAAUCUAGCCAGCUGUCAGCAGAAGAUGACAUGGAACACCGUGAUUUGGAGAAAUCAGAGAAUGAUUCUGAAACUGAUUCCCCACAGCGGAAAGUCAUGUCCCCCUCACAGGGAAGAGGCAGAGGUAGAGGACGGGGAAGAGGAAGAGGACGAGGCCGUGGUAGGGGAAGACCCUCAAUUGAUUUAAGUGACCCAUCAAAGUAUGGAGCUUUAUCUCAUAGCAGUAGCACGCUAGAAAAUCCUGAAAAGGAAUCCACUGACACGGCUGUAUUGGAGAGAUCUAACACUACCAUCAGUUCAGGGGUACCUGAAAAAAGGAAAACUCGUUCAUUAUCAUCCUCCUUAGGUUUAUUUAAAAACUCGACCCAGGAUAUGACUGGAAAGUCCAAGCCCAUUUCCCAAGAUGAUGAGUUCUCAAAAAAUGAUGGUGCAAAUGAUUCUGAUGACAAUAGAAAAAUCAAAAAAAUUAUGGAGCUGGAGAAAGACAACAAUACGAGCUUGGAAGUUCCUUCUAAGAAAAAAGUCAAGCGUGAAAAGACUCAUGAUAGUUGUGACAUAAAAGCUGUGAAGGAUUCAGUGCCAGCACCCAAGAGAUGCCAAAUUUGCAGACAAGUGCUUGACAGCCCUGAUUUAUGCAUGUACGAAGGACCCCCUCGUGAUGCUGUUGAGGAAUUAGUUGCUCUAACUAAUCCUAGUUUAUCGCUUUUUAACGGAGAUGAGAGCGAUGUUAACGAAAGUGAUGCUCGACCAGUAAAUAAAUUAACAUGUUUCAGUGUUUAUGACAAGGAAGGCCAUCUCUGUCCCUUUGAUACUGGUUUGAUUGAUAAAAAUGUAUUGCUGUAUGUGUCUGGUUACAUAAAAGCUGUGUAUGAAGAAAGUGCAGAUAUAGAAGAUGGUGUUCCUGUACAGGAUUUAGGGCCUAUUAAUGAGUGGUUUGUAACGGGCUUUGAUGGGGGCGAAUCUGCCAUUGUUGGUAUUUCCACUGGUUAUGGAGAAUAUUACCUAAUGGAGCCAUCUGAGAAGUACAAGCCGUUUAUGGAGCCUGUGCGAGGGAAAAUAUACAUGAGCAAGAUUGUGAUUGAGUUUUUGAUUGAGGAAGCAAACCCAACUUAUGAAGACCUGCUUAACAAACUUCAGACUACAGUUCCACCAAAGGGAGUGGAAUUGACUGAAGAUAGUCUUCUACGUCAUGCUCAGUUCAUUUGUGAUCAAGUUGAAAGUUUUGAUUCUGCUGGAAAUGAUGGAGAUUUGCUCAUUGUUUUGCCAUGCAUGCGGACACUCAUGAAACUUGCUGGGGUUACCCUUGGAAAAAGGCGAGCUAUGCGCAAAGCAGAGCGCAAAAGUACAACUGAGAAAAAGCCUGUUUGGACAAAGGCUGCUACAACAGAGCUUGUCAGGAAUCUUUUUGACACGUUCUUUACUGAUCAACUAGAUGAAGGAAAUGACAAGGGAAACCAGGCUCCAAGACGGCAAAGAUGCGGAGUUUGUGAGGCAUGUCAGAUGCCAGACUGUGGCUCAUGUGCUGCUUGCAAAGACAUGGUGAAGUUUGGUGGAAGUGGAAGAAGUAAACAAGCCUGUACUCAAAGAAGGUGCCCGAAUCUGGCUGUACAAGAAGCAGAUGACUCUGAUCCAGAAGAUGAGGAUGAGUAUGAGCUACUUGCCGAUAAUCGGAAUAUGAGUUGGACUGAGAAGGCUCCAACUUCUGGAGUUGCUCGAGGAAAGAGAAAUGUUGAGUGGAUUGGUGAUUCUAUUAAAGCUGAUCAGACUAGGACUUUCUACAGUCGUGUUAGAGUAGGUUCUUCUGAAUUUGGACUCAAUGAUUGUGUCCUUGUGGAGCCAAAAGAUCCCUCAGUUCCGGUUUUCAUUGCUCGGGUGGCUUAUAUGUGGGAAAGUGUUAAAGGAGAAAAGAAGGUCCAUCUUCAUUGGUUUAUUCGAGGAGUGCAUACAGUUCUUGGUGAAACAUCAGACCCAUGUGAAGUAUUCCUUGCUGAUGCUUGUCAUGAUAUACCCCUCGGAGCUGUAAGUCAAGUUGCCCGAGUUAUUUACAAGCCUCCAUCUAGGAAUAGGCAUACGUGUAAUGGAGACGCUGAAAAAGAUGAAAAUUUUACUGAUGAUGGGAAAAGCUUUUUUUAUCAAAUGUACUACAAUACUCAACUGGGCAGAUUCGAAGAUCCACCUGCUAAUCCUCCCUGUCCAAAAGAUGAAUCUGCUCAUAAAUUCUGUGUUUCAUGUGAAAAACAAUUCUUAAAUGAAAGGAGGAGCAUAAUCAGAGUUGGUGAAUUUAAAACUGAAGAAAAUAAAGAGAUGAGGUAUGGUGUUGUGCAUUGGAAGAAUGAAGAAUACAGAGAGGGUCAAGGUGUUUACUUGAUGCCUGGCACCUUCAAUUUCAAAUUUUCUAAUUCAUCAAAUUCAAAAAGAAGGCGUAAGGGGGUUGAUCAGGCUGUUGAUGAAGACAUGUACCCAGAGUAUUAUCGCAAGUACUCAGAUUAUAUUAAGGGCUCAAACGAAGAAACACCCGAACCAUUCUGCAUUGGCUAUAUCACUUCCAUAUUUUCACGUUCUAAAGUCUUGGGUGUUGGUGACAUUUUUCUACGAGUUACUAAGUUGUAUCGCCCAGAAAACACACACAAAGGAAUUAGUGCUGCCUACCAACAUGACUUGAACAUGUUGUAUUGGAGUGAUGAAGAGGAAGUUGUGGACUUUUCCAAAGUUAAAGGAAAAUGCUACCUGAUGAACAGUGAAAAUCUACAGGUCAAUGAGUCUGAGUGGGUAUCUGGUGGCCCGGAUCGUUUCUAUUUCAGCCAAGCUUACAAUGCCAAGGCACAAACAUUUGACGAUCCCCCAUCAAAGGCUGCUUGUGUGGGCUCAAAAGGAAAGGGAAAGGGUAAGGGUAAAGGCAAAGGAAAGAUGAAUGCAGUAGCAAAUGACAAGGCAAACCCUCAAACCCCAGCCUGGCCAUCUGUAUCUCAGCGUUUGAAAACUCUUGAUGUUUUUGCUGGUUGCGGAGGAUUAUCUGAAGGCCUGCACCAGGCAGGGGUUUCAGAAACUUGUUGGGCCGUAGAGAAUGAGGAAGCAGCUGCUAAUGCUUUCCAACUUAACAAUCCCAAUGCCACUGUGUUCUCUGAGGAUUGUAACAUGCUGCUGAGACUUGCAAUGCAGGGUCAGAAGAUGACUUCCAAAAAGCAAGUUCUUCCCCAGAGAGGUGAAGUAGAUCUACUUUGUGGUGGUCCUCCUUGCCAGGGUUUCAGUGGAAUGAACAGAUUUAAUUCACGGCAGUACUCUCUUUUCAAAAAUUCCUUGAUUGUCACUUAUUUAUCAUACUGUGACUUUUACCGUCCCCGUUUCUUUAUUUUGGAAAAUGUGCGUAACUUUGUUGCUUUUAAGCGAAGUAUUGUCCUCAAGUUAACACUACGAUGCCUAGUAAAAAUGGGCUACCAAUGCACUUUUGGAAUAUUACAAGCUGGCAAUUUUGGUGUUCCCCAGACUCGUCGCAGGGCUAUUAUAAUUGCUGCUGCCCCUGGAGAAAUAUUACCACAGUUACCAGCUCCUUUGCAUGUGUUCAAUCCCCGUGCGUGCAGACUCUCUGUUGUUGUAGAUGAUAAGAAGUUCAAACCAUCAUGUCCUUGGGUUGGAUGUGCUCCUCUACGAACUAUCACUGUGCGUGAUGCUAUGUCUGACUUGCCUGAAAUACUCAAUGGUCAUAGCAAAGAAGAAAUGCCUUAUGGAGGAGAGGCACUUUCAGAUUUCCAGCGGAAGAUUCGAGCCCAACAGUAUCAACCCAUUCUGCGUGACCACAUUUGCAAAGACAUGGCGCCUCUUGUGGAAGCUCGCAUUGCUAAUAUCCCGACAGCAUCUGGCUCAGACUGGAGAGACCUUCCAAAUUUUGACAUUCUCCUAAAGGAUGGAAAAACAGCUCAUAAAUUGGUUUACACUCAUCAUGACAAGAAAAAUGGCAAAUCCUCAUCGGGUGCAUACAGGGGAGUGUGCUCUUGUGCCGAAGGCAAAGCUUGUGAUCCUUUGGACCGUCAGUACAACACACUUAUUCCAUGGUGCCUACCUCACACUGGAAACAGGCACAACCAUUGGGCUGGGCUUUACGGCCGACUAGAAUGGGAUGGAUUCUUCUCAACCACUGUCACUAAUCCUGAACCCAUGGGCAAGCAGGGAAGGGUGUUGCAUCCAGAACAGACAAGAGUUGUUAGUGUAAGGGAAUGUGCUCGCUCUCAGGGAUUUCCUGAUAAAUAUCGCUUCUAUGGUACUAUCCUUGAUAAGCAUAGACAAGUUGGAAACGCUGUUCCACCUCCUAUGGGUCGUGCUAUAGGAAUGGAAAUCUUGAAAAGUGUUGCACUUAAACAGGAAACUGUGUUACCCCAUGAAGAUGAAAAGGAUACUUCCCCUAGUACCUGAAUAUAUUUAUUUAAUUUUUGAUCAAAGUUUCUCAACAAUAUUAAUUGAAUUGGUGUAAUGAAGUGAAGCUGCCAAGCUGAUUUAUUUGAAUGUGACUUAAUUUUAAAGUUUUAUGAUGUAUGAAAAUCAUGGACAUGGUUUCUUAAUAAAACGCCAGAUAAGUUCUGCAA
Molecule: messenger RNA, 5434 nt
Organism: Thrips palmi
Lineage: Eukaryota; Metazoa; Arthropoda; Insecta; Thysanoptera; Thripidae
Product: DNA (cytosine-5)-methyltransferase 1-like
Exons: 26
Coding region: 108-5264 (1718 amino acids)
Cellular component (GO): nucleus
Molecular function (GO): zinc ion binding; DNA binding; chromatin binding
Source: RefSeq, a predicted model, not a curated record